AUGGAAAACAUCCGCGUGGGUUUCAUUGGUCUAGGAAAAAUGGGCUCGGCGUUAGCCUACGGCAUGGAAAAAUCCAACUUCAUCGGGAAGAAAAAUAUUUAUUACCACACACCACUGAAGAAGGACGUUCCCUUCGUUUACCUCCAAUCUAAUGAAUUGGUUGCCAAGACGUGCGAUGUAAUUGUGCUAGCCGUGAAACCAGACCUUGCUGGAAAAGUACUGCUGGAAAUUAAGGAAUGUGUAGGCUCUAAAUUGCUAAUCUCCAUUUGUGGUGGACUGAACUUGAAAACCCUGGAAGAGAUGGUUGGAGUGCCCGCGAAAAUUGUGAGAGUCAUGCCAAAUACCCCAUCCCUGGUUGGACAAGGUUGCCUUGUUUUCUGUGCAAAUAAUAAUGUAGACGCAACAGAUACACAAAAGGUAAUAGAUAUUUUCAGCGCAUGUGGAGUUAUACAAGAAAUAAAAGAAGACCAUAUGGAUAUAGCAACGGCCAUAUCUGGUUGUGGGCCCGCUUACGUUUUCUUAUUUAUUGAAAGUUUAAUUGAUGCGGGGGUUAAGAAUGGGCUAAAUAGAGAUGUAUCCAAACAACUGGUUCUGCAAACAAUCCUUGGAUCCGUUCAUAUGGUUAAGGCUUCGAAUCAGGCCGUCCAGCAACUGAAGGAUGAUGUAUGUUCCCCAGGUGGAAUUACCAUCGUAGGUUUGUCUACUCUGGAGAAACACGCAUUUAAAUAUACAGUCAUGGAUGCAGUAGAGAGUGCCUGCCAAAAGUCAAAGUCAAUGCACUGA
Plasmodium knowlesi strain H is the source of this 783-nucleotide messenger RNA. RefSeq names its product pyrroline-5-carboxylate reductase, putative. NCBI's taxonomy places the organism in Eukaryota, Apicomplexa, Aconoidasida, Haemosporida, Plasmodiidae. Gene Ontology annotation, biological process: L-proline biosynthetic process. The transcript is spliced from 6 exons. Gene Ontology annotation, molecular function: pyrroline-5-carboxylate reductase activity. The record is from RefSeq and is a predicted model, not a curated record. The coding region runs from base 1 to 783 and encodes 260 amino acids.